CCCUAACUAGGAAGUAAUUGAAUUAAAAAGGGAGAUGGAUCUGCACGACUGCACGGUAGAAACUACAGAUUACAGGUCAAUCAAUUCAUCUCCUGCUAUGUCAGAUGUUCUUUCUUCUUCUGGCAUCCGCGACGAAAUUAAGAUGAGCGCAAAGAUACCUGGGUGUGUAGAUCAAGAACAUCCAGACCUCCUUUUCCAAACUGCUGAGGGAAUGUCUGACUUUGGCCUUCGUCUCUUGGAGGUGGGCAGUUUGGCAGUGGAAAGAGGUACAGAUGCUAGCAAUCUGAAACUCAACUCAACUGGUUACGUCAAGCAAGAAGAUAAUCCGAUGGAUUUUGUUGGGCAAACGGACACUAGUUUGGAGAAGUUCAUCUCUGUUAAAGAAGGUGACUCUGAGGUGGAAUGUCCUCCUGUAAUUAAAAUGGAGGUAAUUGCCGUGAAGCGUGCAGGUGAACAUUUAAAUGAAUUUGGUGUAUAUAAUGAAAAUGAGCCCCAUCUACGAACUACACAGAGCAGUCCAACCUCAGUCCAUCAGGAAUGUCGACCUGAAGAUAAACUUGUGUUGGGAUGUAAUUCAAUGGUGGCAAAAUGCAUUGACGAGCUGCAACAAAGCCAAACUGUAAAAACACACAUCUAUGAAACGUCUUUCAGUAUAUUUGAUGGCCAUAAAAGACACGCAUAUAGUGUCACAGAAAACGAAACUUACAGACGUAAUGAAAAACCUAUGGCAGACAAAUCACACAAUUGUAUCGAAUGUGGGAAGACUUUCCGUCUGGCUCAGCACCUGAAACAACACCAGAGGACUCAUACAGAGGAGAAACCCUACCAGUGUACUGAAUGUGGGAAGACGUUCCGCCAGGCUCAAAACCUCAAACACCACCAGAGAAUUCAUACGGGAGAAAAACCGUAUCAUUGUACCGAGUGUGGGAAGAACUUCACCUGGGUGGAAAGCUUUAAACUCCAUCAGAGGAUUCACACAGGGGAAAAGCCGUAUCAAUGCACCGAAUGUGGAAAAGCCUUUAAUCAGGCGUCAACUCUUAAGCACCAUCAGAGGCUUCACACGGGGGAAAAACCGUACCAGUGUACAGAAUGCUUAAUGACUUUCACUAGAGCUGCACAACUUAAGCAGCAUCAAAAAAUUCACACUGAACCAAAACUGAACAAAAUGUCUGAGAGUGGACUGGCUUUCAGUGAAGCUACUUUUCAUCAGGUAAUCCAUGCCAACAGAAAAGUCUUCCCAUGUACAGAAUGUGGAAAGAAUUUCUGCCGGAUGGAGAGCCUCAAACAGCAUCAGAGAAUUCACACGGGGGAGAAACCAUUCCAGUGUGAUCGGUGUGCAAAAAAUUUUAGCUGGGCGGAAAGCCUUAAACUCCACCAGAGGAUUCACACGGGAGAAAAACCGUACCGGUGUACAGAGUGUGGAAAGGCAUUCGGUGAUAGUGGAAAACUGAAACGUCACCAGCGGAUCCACACGGGAGAAAAACCGUACCAGUGCUCUAGAUGCGAAAAGGCAUUCAACCAGGCAGCAACCCUUAAGCACCAUGAGAGAAUUCACACGGGUGAAAAACCGUACUUGUGUACGGAAUGUGGAAAGACUUUCAACCAGAAUUCAAGCUGUAAAAAGCACCAGAGAAUUCACCAUGGAGCCAAAAAUGUGCAAAUGUCGACAGAUUUGGAGCCUGGCACUAGUACACUUUAAAAAACUUUAAUGUUUUCAAGAGGUAUUUAAACAAAUGUAUGUAAGUUAUCUAAGAUGGAUCUACUGAAUGUUUUAAUUUUGUGCUAUAUUAUAGACCUCUGAUUCCACCUGAGAUUUCACAGUGGAAAAGAAAAAUAAGUUUAAUAUAAUGGUGAGGUUUAAAAUUCAUUUUAUAUACAGAUUGUAAUAGAAC
Polypterus senegalus (gray bichir) is the source of this 1892-nucleotide messenger RNA. Its product is annotated as zinc finger protein 2-like. Gene Ontology annotation, biological process: regulation of cytokine production; negative regulation of transcription by RNA polymerase II; regulation of immune system process. NCBI's taxonomy places the organism in Eukaryota, Metazoa, Chordata, Cladistia, Polypteriformes, Polypteridae. Bases 35 to 1699 code for a protein of 554 amino acids. The transcript is spliced from 2 exons. The record is from RefSeq and is a predicted model, not a curated record.